Molecule: messenger RNA, 1373 nt
Organism: Labeo rohita (rohu)
Lineage: Eukaryota; Metazoa; Chordata; Actinopteri; Cypriniformes; Cyprinidae
Gene: f3b
Product: coagulation factor IIIb
Exons: 6
Coding region: 132-989 (285 amino acids)
Biological process (GO): blood coagulation
Cellular component (GO): membrane
Molecular function (GO): protein binding
Source: RefSeq, a predicted model, not a curated record
CAGCGCGAAAGCUCUCACACACACUAUAAAUUCGGGUUGCCGCUGGAAGAUUUAAUUGACAAACACUUCUCAGAGGAAUAAGUUAGAUUAAAUAUUUGACGCCUAAACAGGAUUUUUUAAUAUCACAAACGAUGGAAACCAAGACUGUAAUGUUUUCGGCACUUUUUCUUGUCUGGCUUACGCUCGUAAACGGAUCCCCAGCAUCAUUAAAAGAGAGAAGGCUUACUAAAGCAACAAACGUCUCAUGGUCAUCUUACAAUUUCAAAACAAUCUUGGUGUGGGGACCUAAACCUGUCAACUACACAUAUACAGUUGAAUUCUCAAGAGUUGGUAAGGACAAACAGAGAAACCCUCACUGCAUUAGAAGCACUGAGACUGAAUGUGACUUGACUAAUGAACUGGACCUAAAGGGGGUUUAUACCGCUGACAUUCUCUCAGAGUCUUCACAUGGGACAUCUGACUAUGUGGAUCCUCCAUUCGCCAGAUCAAAGACGUUCUGUCCUUAUAACGACACUUUAAUUGGAAGACCUGCGUUUAAGUUUGAGAAUGAGAGCAAGAAGAUUGUGCUGACCAUAAGUGACCCCAUCACUGCUCUGCACAAAGAUGGCAGGUCUCUGAACAUCCGUGACGUCUUUAAGAAAAAUCUCAAGUAUCAGAUUGAAUACAACAAGGCUGGAAGUACAGGGAAAAAAUCGCUGAUUGUGGAUGAGAGCAAAGCCGAGUUUAACAAUCUAGAUGAGGGUCAGAGUUACUGCUUCAGAGUGGCGGCAUACAUCCCUUCUCGUAAGGGAGACAAGAGGCUCGGCAAAUGGAGUCUUCCCAAGUGUUCACCGCAGAAAUACAUCAGCGUGUUUGAGGAGUAUGGACUGGCUGUGAUUGGAGGAGCAGCCCUCAUUAUACUGGCUUUACUAAUUGCUGUAAUCGUUCUGAUUGUGGUUUGCUGUAAACGAGCACGAAGAAAAACGAUUUCCAAGGAAACCAUAGUCUAGACUCUGGCAUAAAGGAAUACAACAUUUCUGCUACUUGUGCUCAGAACGGGACAUACAGCUGGACUGUAACCGUUUUUGCGUUGAGCGGGACAGGUGUGUGUCUGCGGUGCAGCACUGGACUUGUUUCUAUGAAACACUAACACUACACGAUAUGUUAUACAUAUUUGCUUUUAUUUUUUUUGACAUAGAUGAAUGAAACCGUAUUUGUUUAUUAAAUUGUCUUAUUUAUUAUUAUGUUCAGAAAUACAUAUGUAUUAGCUGCUUUGUCUAUACAAUUUUAUAUCUAGUAGAAAAGUAUUUAAUGUUUAUAAAUCUGUAUUUUUUUUAAAUAUAAGUGAUAUUUCUAGGAGCUUCACUAGAUCAAAUAAAUUAUACUUGUCAAUA